Molecule: messenger RNA, 945 nt
Organism: Triticum turgidum subsp. durum (durum wheat)
Lineage: Eukaryota; Viridiplantae; Streptophyta; Magnoliopsida; Poales; Poaceae
Source: the annotation of a GenBank genome assembly
AUGAAGGGCGGCGGAGCCAUCAGGAGCGGCGGCGGGGGAGGCGGCGGGCUGAUGCGGACGCGGCUGCGGCUCCCCGUGGUGCUCCUCUCCUGCUCCCUCUUCUUCCUCGCCGGCUUCCUCGGCUCCCUCCUCUUCACCCAGGAUCCGCAGGGGGAGGAGGACGUGGAGCGGCCGCUGCGGAGGGAGCGGCUCAUGGAGGCGGUCUGGCCGGAGAUGGCGUACGGGGAGUCCGGCGAGCCCACGCCCUCCUUGAUCCCUUACCAGAUUUUGAGCUGGCAACCCCGUGCAUUAUAUUUUCCACAAUUUGCAACAGCAGAACAGUGUGAGAAUGUAGUAAAAACUGCGAAGGCACGGCUUAGGCCAUCAACAUUGGCCUUAAGGAAAGGAGAAAGCGAGGAGACUACCAAAGGAAUAAGGACAAGCUCAGGCACAUUCCUUAGUGCCGAAGAAGAUCCAACUGGAGCCCUUGCAGAAAUUGAAACGAAGAUUGCAAAGGCUACCAUGAUGCCAAGAAGUCAUGGAGAGCCAUUUAAUGUCCUUCGGUAUGAGAUUGGACAGAAGUAUGCUUCACACUAUGAUGCAUUUGACCCGGCUCAAUAUGGUCCACAAAAAAGUCAAAGGGUGGCAUCUUUCUUGCUCUACCUCACGGAUGUCGAGGAAGGUGGAGAAACCAUGUUCCCAUAUGAGAAUGGGGAUAAUAUGAACAUAGGCUACGACUACGAACAGUGCAUCGGCUUAAAGGUGAAACCGAGGAAGGGGGAUGGCCUCUUGUUUUACUCCCUUAUGCUAAAUGGUACCAUUGAUCCGAGCCAAAUAUGUCUGUGGAUUUCUAACUCUAUUGUCGAUGUGCUGCUGCAGACUUCACUUCAUGGAAGCUGCCCAGUGGUCAAAGGAGAGAAAUGGGUCGCCACAAAAUGGAUUAGAGACAGAGGCUCCACGUCCUAA